AUGCGCCGGACCCCCACUGGUAUAAUGAAUCCUCCUGAGCAAGCUAUGGACUCACCGACUUCCCGUAGCUCUCUACUCACCGACUUCCCCCUCUUUCCCAAACUACCUCUCGAACUCCGCCUCAAAGUUUGGAAACACGCCCUACCAAUUGGACCCCACGAUCUCCGCAUGAUAAAAGUAACCGUCAGUACAAUAGUAACUACCUCCACUACUACAACCAGCAUACAACGCAAAGGAUCGGAACAGCCCCCGAAAUCAAAAAUUAAGGAGACGAAGGCCUCAUCCUCCCUCACCUUCUGCCUGCUGGAGCAUAAGCAUAAUGACUAUCUGAGGGAUUUGGGGAUGUUGAGAGCUUGCUCUGAGUCACGCAACAUCUAUCUGAAGCACUUCACGCAAAGCUUGAGAUCUGGGGAGGAAGGAUUGAUUCGAUUCGCAGGGGAAGAUAUUGUGUAUAUUUCUAAUAUGGACGAGCUUUCCUGCGUUGGCAAAUUCCGCAAUAUCUUGAAGCCUGGGGAUGUCUUUGAAGGGAUCCCGUGCCAAAAGCUGGCCAUCGAAAUCUGCUGGUUUAGUCGUUGGCGGCUGCUUUACUGGUUGCCUGUUUCUGCUACUCGAACGCUUUUCCCCACGCACGAUGGAGUGGUGCUGGCCAUGAUAACUCACUGCAAGGAACUCAGGGAGAUAGGUGUGGUACUUGAUUACCGGAAAGAGAGUCGCGUGCACACGCUAGAUGGGAGAGAUGACCUUCGUCGCAGGUGGAAGGCUUGCGAGGAACUGCAAGGUCAGAAAAUGCCGGAGCUCCGUGUUUGGGACGCGGAAGGCAACAAGGUUGAACGUCUUGACCGCAAGUAG
This is a messenger RNA of Hyaloscypha bicolor E, 849 nucleotides long. RefSeq lists its product as uncharacterized. The transcript has 3 exons. Lineage: Eukaryota; Fungi; Ascomycota; Leotiomycetes; Helotiales; Hyaloscyphaceae. The record is from RefSeq and is a predicted model, not a curated record. The coding region runs from base 1 to 849 and encodes 282 amino acids.